This is a messenger RNA of Oreochromis niloticus (Nile tilapia), 6131 nucleotides long. It is a transcript of the gene arhgef49, whose product is annotated as Rho guanine nucleotide exchange factor 49. Gene Ontology annotation, biological process: positive regulation of Rho protein signal transduction. The transcript has 9 exons. Bases 372 to 4055 code for a protein of 1227 amino acids. Gene Ontology annotation, molecular function: guanyl-nucleotide exchange factor activity. NCBI's taxonomy places the organism in Eukaryota, Metazoa, Chordata, Actinopteri, Cichliformes, Cichlidae. The record is from RefSeq and is a predicted model, not a curated record.
AACAAUAGCCAGUGAGAGGGCUCACACUCACACACACUCUCUCUCACACGCACUUUACUCCAGCUCGCAGUGGGAGCGAGACAGAGAGGAUAGGCUGCCCGCUGCGCUCCGGAGCUCAUAACACACACAACGAGCAACAGACACACGCUGCUUUGUAACAAAGCUCAGGGCGACGUCUGUCUGGCUCGUUGGACGCUCCAGACGGAUAGCUGUGCUGAGGGGAGUCUGAGAAGAGGAAGCUGGGCACUGUGGGAUCUGAGCCAAUGACCUGUAGGAGGAGAGAAGCAGCAUAGAGAGUUGAUUAAAAUGGGGCUGCGGAUCUCUGUACCAGCUCACUGCACGUCUGAGGGCUGCUCGCUCUGCCCCGAGCCAUGCCAGACGUGAAGCCUCCCCCGCCAUGUGACUACCCCUCUACCUCCUCCGUCGCGGCCUCUGCCGGCUCCCCUGCUGGCUGCACCUCUCCGCUCGACCUCGUCAUGGACGUGGAGCCCUGCAUCACCAACCUCCCCUUAUCUCCUGACCCCCUGUCCUCCUUCCCCCGGCACAGAACCAGCGUCCCUCACUAUCCAGGCUUUCAUGGUCCACCUUUUCCCCUCAUGGCCCGGUGUAACAGCAGCACCUUGCUCACAAACUUGGGGCUCAGGUACUGUUCCGGCCGACAGGGCGCUCCGGGGAUGGAGCCAGGUCAGGGAGCAGCCUCGGGAACCUGCAUUCAUACUGGAAGCAAUGGCAGCAGGCCUUACAGGAGUAUGGAGAACUUAAACUGGAACACUCUGGCAGAUUCUGGUCUGUGCUCACUCAGCAGUGCUCCCUACAGGAGCGUGGACAGUGAGUUUAUCUUACGCUACACCUCCACUAGCCACUGGUAUGAUGGGUCUCCAGACAGCUCCCACGGACUGGUACCCAACCCAGAAAGCCUGGCGUUUUACCCUCGACCGGGGCUGCCCAGGAAGGACCUGCCACUUUUCCCUCAGUUGCUGUUUCCAAGUGGUGUGGAUGAAUGGGAUGCGAGGAAGGGCCUAAGAGAGAAACUCCGCCUUCAGAGUGCAAGGUCAGCUGUUGAGUCUCUGAAGCCCCUCCCACUGCGCCCUACGGUGUCCCCGUCCGCUGUACCCAUGGAACGGGAGAGUGUGCAUCAUGGGAAGUCAACAGGUCCUGUUUCCUGUACAAUGCGCAUCACCAGCCCAGAGGAGAUAAAACAGGAGGUCUUGAGGCGUUUACAGCUCCGUCGGCAGAAUAGUAGCCCCAACCUGGCUCUCCACAGCUCCCCAUCCACCCAGCAGGCAGUUAAGACAUCCUACACAACAGACAGUAUUUCAGGUAACAGAAGCGGAUCAGACUCUACAUUAGAGCCUCGAAGACCUCCUUUGGGACGCUUGCAUAUACCUACUUUUGAGGAGUUUAAGAGGAUGCGGCAGAUGGAGAGGAAGCAGAACCUUGAGUCCAGAGUGAAUGCUACACCAUCUGGAAAACCUGUGGCUGACCUGCAGCAGGAUCCAGGAGCAUCAGACGGUGCGAUAAUCCUUUCUGACCCUCAGUUGGGUUCUUGUGGAGAGCAGAGAGAAAAUCCCGAGGCCAUCGCCUCCUCCGAGAAACGUACAUUCAACACUGUGAACGCUAACGGCGCUGCAGCUCCCGCUCCCUCCUCCAUCUCUGACACCAGCAUGUACUCUCCCAUCCGCACGGGGCCCUCUCCACGUUCACCCCUGCCGCCCCAGGGUGGCUCGGCCCAGGAAAAGGCCAGCAACGUAGGAGGGGAUGAUGGGAGUGCCAAGCGUAGGAGGAGCAGUCUGGAACCUGCUGGGUCACUUCCCUUUCCGCCCAACAGGGAGAAGUGGGAACGACCCUCCAGCUGCUGCCCUGCUCUUCUGCUGGACGGGACCGAACUGUCUAGCUAUGGAGCCAAGAUCUAUAAGAUGAAGGAUGGUCUCAUUGGCUCUGCACUGGACCUGAUCAAGAAGAGGUUAGUGGAAGAGGCGUGGCAGGAGAGAGAGGAGUGCUGUCUGCAGUGCAGAGAUCUCCGCCGAGACCCCGUCAGGCUGUCAGGUGACCGGGACGGAGGCUGUGACAUCACCGCCCCUCGGCUGACUGUCAGCCCUCCGCCGUUGCCAUGGCAACGUCGGCAACGGCCUGCGGAGCCGAGGCUGGCGAAGAGGCACCUGCAGGAGAAGGAGGAAGAGAGGAAGCAGGAGAAUGCUACUACAAGCCGGGAUCAGAGCGAUAACCAAGAUUUGUUAUGUAAUGAUGUCAUGCCAGUGAAGAUGGUGACACUGUGCAUGCACGCUAGUCUGGGCUGCAGGCGCUCCAGCUCGGACGCAGCCUAUGAGCUGGCUGAGACGGUGAGAGCGCAGCGUGAGUGCCGCCUGCGACCCCACUACAGUGACCCCAUGCCGGCCGACGCCUCCAAGCGCAAGCAGCUGGAGAUGAAGAUCGCCGCCGCCGCUCGACUCCACGGCCACCGUCGAGACCGCGAUAGAGACAGAGACAGUGCACCCGCAGCAAUUCGUGGUCGCUCAGAGCCUCCCGGUGAGGAGCGCCAGGCAGUCUUGGGUGUGACUCGAACCGGACAACACCGCUGGAGCACCAUCAGCAGCCUGAGUGCAGACAGCGGAGUGGUGGGCCUCAGCGAUGAGCGUGACGAAGAGGACAACGAGCCUCGCCGUUACCGCAGAAGCCGGGGAGCCGACGUGGAACGGGUGGACAGCGGCAUCGGGCCGGGUCUGUCCCGCACCUGGAAGAGACCGUCGGCCUCUCUGAGAGCCUGGGAGGCCCAGAGACCGUGUCCGGACUGUGGACUGAGGGACGGGGCCUCGAAAGAACGGGGUGAGCGCAUGUGCGAACGUUGCUCCAAGCUGCGCAUUGAACGCAAGGAAGCCAUCCUGGAGUUUCUGAACACGGAGUCGAGCUACGGCGAGGACCUGCGCAUCAUCAAAGAGGAGUUUUACUGCCCCAUGCAGAGCGCCGGGCUGCUGACUGCUGAGCAGCUCACCGUGGUGUUCAGCAACGUUCAGGAGUUAAUAGAUGUCAAUGAACGCUUCACCGAACACCUGCAGGACAGCAUCGAUCAGGCCUUUGACCAGGGAGAUGAAGAUCUGCUGACAGUGUACAUAGGAGAGAUCUUUCUGGAGUUUGUCAACAUGCUGCCCGCCUUUCAGACCUACUGUCUGCAGCAGUCCACCUCAGUCAACAUGCUGAAUACACUGGAGAAAGAAAAAGAACUGCUAAGAAUCUUCCUGGAUGUUUCUCAGAAUGACAACACCGCCCUGCGUCGUAUGAACCUGCGCUCCUUCCUUAUGGCGCCCCUCCAGCGCGUGACCAAGUACCCGCUUUUGUUGAGCCGCAUCAUUAAGGUCACUCCCGAGUGCCACCCCGACUACGCGCGUCUCCGUGAGGCCAAGAGUCGGGUCGAGUCCCACCUGGAGCACAUCAACAUGAAGACCAAGCAGGAGGGCAACGGGGUCACCUGGUCCCUGCGCUCGUUCCGCCGCGACAGCCGCAAGAACCGGGAGGUCAUCAACAUCGAGAUGCGAGAGGUGUCGAUGAAGACGGUGGGGUGGGCGAGGGAAAACACGCGAUUUGUCAUGGAGGGGCCGCUCCAGCUGUCCCAGCCGGCGGACGGUCAGUGGGUGAAGAAGGGCAGCAAGGCUCUCAAGUUCCAGAACGUCCAGAGCCUGCUGAUGGUGAGGACGCAGCGGGCGGGUGAGGGACUGUGCGCCGACCCAGUGGCUCGGGGGGAUCAGGUGGAAAGCGGCGGAGAGAGCAUUCGGGACGGAGUGCUGGUUCUGAUCAAGGACAAGAGCAGCGGGAAGUUCACAGUGCUGAGAGAGCCCAUCCGACUGGGGAACUGCGUGGUGUCGACAGAUCCGGACUGCGAGGACACAUUCGAGGUGCUUGACAUCCGGCGGGAGUCUUUCGUUUUCCGCGCCUCGGACAAAUCUCGCACUCAGCAGUGGUUCCACCAGAUUAAGAGGUACGCUCGGGACUUGGGCACCUGGAGGAAAAGACGUAACGCUUUGCCCAACAUCAUGAUCAACACGAACCAAACGCGGUCCUGAGACUAACCACCACUCACCUUUGUUACACUGUAAAUAACCUCCUACUGCAAAAAUCAGCCGACGACAUGAAGCAUUUCCGAGUGACUCCGCUGUCAUAACUCAUUAGAAUUCAAUAACAAUAAAUAAAAAGGGAAGAGAAAAAAAAUCUCAGAGUCUCAUGAGGGCAAGAAAACAACGAAGCACUUUGUUUUUGUUACGAAGCUGUAAGUGCGCCAUACUGUCAUAAAAUAUAAUGUAUGUAGAUUUAAUUUGAAGCUGUUACAUUAACAAGAGCAAAGUCAGAUUCUUGGACGACCAAAUGAAAAACAAAGAAAAAAAAACACAACUUGGGUCGAUCUCGUCGGCCUUGAUUGUAAAGACUGUUUGCUCUCGGAGAAGCAGAGCUGUGUUUUUCAGUAAGUAACGUGUGUCUGUUGAACAGCAUGACUGAACAUGACCGACUGCAACGGGAAAAAUUGUAACAUCUUUGGUUCUUUUUAGUUUCUUUUCUUUUUUUUAAUACAACACAGUGUGAUGUAAGAACAUUUCUCAAGGCAGAAAUGUCGUCCAGAUCUUUUUUGUUCGGUGGUUUUCGUUUGUCGUCACUGCCCUAUUCUGUCCGUGUGCCACCCUCUACUGUACAUUGGCGGUAGAGCAAUCUUUCACUGCCAGAGAAGCAGUGGAGCAGAGCCUCUCAAAACAGGCUGAACAGACCUCCCGCGUCACCGUCUUUCAGUGAGAACUCACGUAACAGCAAUAAUCUCUGCCAGUUUCAAAGUAAGUAGCUACUGUAUAUGCAUUUCGUUUUCCUGAGGUUUUCCUUUUGGCGUUCAGGUGUUAAUCCUGCUUCACUGUGUCGUUGGGUUUUAUGUGGCACAUUUAACUGGAGUCUGAUUGGUCGGUGGGCACGACUAAAGCUACCCUAACGCUAAGGACGCCUCUGUUACGGUCAUUAGAUUUAAGUGCCAUGAAAGCAGUUUGUGAAGAGUCUCGUCAGUCCUCUUUGUUGGAACAUCCUGUCAAACCGGGUGACGUCAAACAUUACCUGUGUGUGUUAAGUGCAGAGUUUUUCCAACCUCGGCUUCAGGACCUCAUGUGGAGACCACCACUGGCCUCUGCACAGUUGUAAUAAUAUAAUAACAGAGAAUCAACAAUCAGUUUUUUGUAUUAUUGAAUGAUUUGCUGGUUGUUUCUUCAACCAAUCAUUUGGUCUGGCAUCAGUAAUUCCUAAGAGUCUUCUUAAGAGUUUUUGGUCCCAAAUCCAAACUCACUAUAUUCAGAUUUUAAGAAUAUCACUUUUCAGUAAACAAAUAAACCACUUAGAAUCACUGACUUUCUGUUAAUAGACUAUCUAUUAUGACUUUAAUACUUUAACUGAUUCAAUUAUGCCACCAUUUCUUGUCCAUCCCACCCUCUGUGUAGCUGUGAGAGACCAAAUAAAAGGUUGUGUUUUGAAACUCUGGCGUUAAGGUUGAAAAAGCCUGCUACCUUGACGACAAAUGCCUCAAAGAAAAAGCAUCCAAACCAUCUCGUCGUGACGCAGUUUCAGCUGUGUUAUGUGACUUAGCGAUGAGCUGUUGUGCCUUGGUACUUGAUCACUGUUAAAUGAAAACUGACUGAAGUAUUUGCAAUCCGUCAUAGUAGCAUUAACCUCUGAAAUAGACUCGUCUGCUCUCCGUCACUUGACCGAGAUUCAUUUACAGGCAAUAUAAUUAUUCCUUAGACAGUCCCUGACUGCUGAUGUGAUCGACUGAUCCUCUGUCUUCUUCUAAUUUGUGUUUUUACUACUCAUGGUGUGUUUUGUUUUGUUUUUUUAUUAUUUAAGAAAGCUUUAUUUUGUUUGAUGCACUUUAUUAUUAUGAUUCAGUAAUAGUAUAUUCUCCAGUGUAACUGCUGGUAAAAAGUCUGUUACACAGUCAUUACUGUUGACCAUACUUGAUGUAAGAGAGGGACUCUGGUCGACUGAAGCCGAUUCCAGCACUUUGAAACUAUAAAGUCGACCCAGUCGUCGAAACCAAAACCACCAGAUAAGACCAAUGCUGUUAUGUUAUGAAGUAGCACGAUCACUGUGUUUUGGAGGGCAGGGCUGCUCAGCUC